Molecule: messenger RNA, 1328 nt
Organism: Cannabis sativa
Lineage: Eukaryota; Viridiplantae; Streptophyta; Magnoliopsida; Rosales; Cannabaceae
Product: protein TAB2 homolog, chloroplastic
Exons: 5
Coding region: 103-1242 (379 amino acids)
Molecular function (GO): RNA binding
Source: RefSeq, a predicted model, not a curated record
CAAUACAUUUAGGCCCAUUAACAUUUAACAACAACGAAUAUAAUAUGUGGCGGAAAAAUAACUACCACUAACAGCUUCAGCCUCAGCUUGAGAGCUUUAUCCAUGGCGAGCUUAAGCUUCAACUCUUCCACACUAAGAACCCCAUCUUCGUUUCAAUCUCAAAAACCCAUUUCCAACUACACAAAACCCAUUAAAAUCCCAUUCACAUUCCCCUCUAAAAGUCCCAGAAGCUGGCCAAAACUGCGUCGUUUCGGGGGUUCGAGAAGCUCGGUUUCGAUAAAGGAAGAAGUGGAAAUUGAAGACGAAAAAGAAGAAGAAGAUGAUGAUGAUGAUCCAACUGUUGAGCUUUGCUAUCUCGAUCCUGAAACGAAUCCAAACAGUCUUACUGAAUGGGAGCUUGAUUUUUGCUCAAGACCCAUUCUUGAUAUAAGAGGGAAAAAGCUUUGGGAGCUUGUGGUUUGCGAUGAAUCUUUGUCUUUGCAAUUCACUAAGUAUUUUCCUAACAAUGUUAUUAAUAGUAUUACUUUGAAGGACGCCAUUGAAGGAAUCAGUGAAGAUUUGGGUAUUCCUUUACCUGAUAAAAUACGUUACUUUAGGUCACAAAUGCAGACAAUUAUAACAAAGGCUUGUAAUGAGCUUGGUAUAAAACCUGUUCCUAGUAAAAGGUGUGUAUCUCUGCUGUUAUGGUUGGAUGAAAGAUUUGAGACUGUAUAUACGCGUCAUCCCGGCUACCAGAAAGGAGCUAAGCCGCUUCUUGCAUUAGAUAACCCUUUCCCAAUGGAGCUUCCCGAUAAUCUUUUCGGGGAUAGAUGGGCUUUUGUCCAAUUACCCUUGUCAGCUGUUCGGGAGGAGAUUUUAUCGUUAGAAUCAAAACUUGUAUUUGGUUCAAGUUUAGAUUUGGAUUUGUUGGGGAUUGAAAUUGAUGACAACACAAUGAUACCUGGGCUGGCUGUUUCUUCUUCUCGAGCUAAACCGCUUGCAGCAUGGAUGAACGGUCUUGAAGUGUGCUCGAUAGAAGUAGAUGUGGCCCGAGCUUCGUUGAUUCUUUCAGUGGGAAUUUCAACAAGGUAUGUGUAUGCAACUUACAAGAAAAACCCAGUGACCACAAACGAAGCUGAAGCUUGGGAAGCAGCCAAGAAAGCUUCAGGAGGUUUGCAUUUCCUUGCCAUUCAAGAAGACUUGGAUUCAGAUGACUGUGUUGGGUUUUGGCUUCUACUGGACUUGCCUCCUCCACCUGUAUAAUAUUAAUAAUCUAAGAUUACUUGUAAAACAAGAAAAGUUUAACCACAAUCACAAUAUAUUUGUCUUCUCAUGUGUAUUAUUCUUUA